AUGAAGGAAAAGAAGGAGAAGAAGGAUGAGAAUGUUGAGGUGAAGGAGGAAGACAAGGGGGAAGACAAGGAUGAGAAGAAAAAGAACGUGAAAGUGGAAAAGAAGAAGAAGAAUGAAAAUAAGAAGAUGGUGGAGAUCUUGGAUGUGGUGGUGGAGAAGGAUGAGGAUGACAAAAAGAAGAUUGAGGAAGACAAUGAUGAGGAUGUGGAGAAGCUGAAUGAGGAAGACAAGGAUGAUGAUCUAUUGGAGGAGAAGGAUGAGGAUCUUGUGAAUGAAGAAGAUGUGGAGAAGGUGAAUGUGUUGGAGGAGAAGGAUGAGGAUCUGGUGAAGGAGGAAUAUGUAGAGAAGGUGAAUGUGUUUGAGGAGAAGGAUGAGGAUCUAGUGAAUGAGGAAGAUUUGGAGGAGGUGAAUGUGUUGGAGGAUAAGGAUGAGGAGCUUGUGAAUGAGGAAGAUUUAACGAAGGUGAAUGUGUUGAUUGAAGAUCUGGUGAAGAAGAUUGAGGAUGUGGAGAAGGUGAAUGAGAAGAUUGAGGAAGAUGUGGUGAAUAAGAAGAUUAACAAAGACAAGGAUGUGGAUCUAUUUGUGGAGAAGGAUGAGGUAGAGCACCUUCAGCACUGCCCCUUGCAUCCUCCUUUGCUUGAAAUCUUCUAG
This is a messenger RNA of Impatiens glandulifera, 651 nucleotides long. RefSeq names its product glutamic acid-rich protein-like. Lineage: Eukaryota; Viridiplantae; Streptophyta; Magnoliopsida; Ericales; Balsaminaceae. The coding region runs from base 1 to 651 and encodes 216 amino acids. The record is from RefSeq and is a predicted model, not a curated record. The transcript is spliced from 3 exons.